Molecule: messenger RNA, 2985 nt
Organism: Nothobranchius furzeri (turquoise killifish)
Lineage: Eukaryota; Metazoa; Chordata; Actinopteri; Cyprinodontiformes; Nothobranchiidae
Source: RefSeq, a predicted model, not a curated record
AAAGCGGAAGCAGUUGUUUCCCCACUAAUGGCAGCUUACUGAGCUCCACUAGUUGUACAAACUAACUUAACUAACUAACCAACCCAUCAUCAGACCGCCGUUCACACCGGAGACAUGGGACCGCGGAGACUCCGAGAGGGGGGAACUCUUCUCAGCGACUCAACAACAACUCAGAGCCACGGGGGGAACGUCCUUGUAGCAGCGUUUACUUCUUACACCUGUAUGUUUUUCUUAUGUUAAAUAAAAGGACCGGAAGCGAAAGAAGAUAAAUGACAUCCGUGUGUUUUUGAUACCUGAGGCUAAGUGCCACACCUUCGCUCAGCUCGACAGGCGGUCUCAUCCUUCCAAACUCGGGUCCUCUACCAGCGGCUGUCCUCUGUUGUUUGUCCACCAUCACAAUGUCUGAUCAGUUUUGAGUCAGCACAUGUCACAUCAUGAUGCAUUGAUUAAAUGCCUCUCAACACAUCUGGCCAAAUGGGGUGCCAAUGCUGCCGGAUGAUAAAAAGCUGCAUCUAUGACCCCUCUGUGGCAGCGGAUGUCAGAAAAGGCCAUUCUACAGGCAGCUCCCUCCACCGGCCCCACCACCGUACGGGUGGAGCCCGCAGCCGAGACCCACACGGCAGCCACGUCAAGCAGAAGCAGGGCUUCCACAACCUGGGCUACAGCGACAGCACGCUCAAGCUGGAGUUUGACAACAACCACGUCAACCAGAGGCUUCACUCUGCGCCCACACUUGCAAAGGAGCAGCGCCAGCAGGCGAGUGCACUGCCUGCAGGGGGGGGGCCGUACAUCAUCCAGCCAGAGGUUGUAAGUCCCCAGUGGGUGGACAGAGGUCAGAGCCAGGUUCCCGUCUAUCCCAGCGUACAUGAGAACCAGCAGGAACACGGAGCUACCAGGAAUGGGUGGGACAGCUCCAACAGCACAUCCAAGAGCGCGAGCCCAUCGGUGGACGAAACCGACGAGGGCGUGGGAGGGACGCCGGAGUACCUGUGCAACACGGGAGACGAGGGUAGCGUCUUGUCUGUGGACAUCCACACCAGCACCACCAGCUUGUCCUCAGGUGGCACGAGGGACGAACUGACACUGGCUAAGACUCCAGACUUUUCUACAGAAGAGAGCGGGAUCUCGGUGUCAAAGAGUGAGGAGGACGUGGCGGUGAGGAGCGAUGAGGAGGAGGUCCAGAGCAUCACAGACUCAAUGGUGGCAGAGGCCCUCGCUGCUUUAGAGGCUGCCACCGCUGGAGAGGAUUAUGAGUGACAGAAAACCACAGAUCAGAUGGACUUCAGGACUGCCAUGAAACUUUGCCAAAGUUUUAACAAGGAACUUUCUAUCUAAGCCUCUGAAGCUAAUGAAGGAACGCUGUGUUUACAGUGAAGAGCAGGUUUAUUUUUAAACUCGUGGACACGUGUUUUUGUUUCAUUUCGGAGGUGGAACAUCAUGCUGGUCCUGUGAAGGCCACAAGCUCCAGCUUUUGCCAGUAGUUAGUGUAUUUAACACUCCAGUCUCCAACAGCCCCGUUACUGCUUUUGCCAUGCUCAUAAUGGCAUUUUAUUGGUUUUUAUUACAAAAGUCAAUGUUUCCAUAGUCCAGGCUUCCCCUCUCUUUAUGAAUAUCUUCAUUACACCAAACAGGUGGAGCAAGUAAAGGUCACCGAGUUAUUUUUUUCCACCCACCUCUCCGUUUGUUUCUACCUUGUGUUUUCUUGGGAUUCGUGCGAUCUUGAAAAGGUUAGAUUCAGAAGCUGGCUAAUUUUGUUUUAUUUAUCUUUGUCUCUGAUAUCAGAAUUGGACAACGAAAGUAACAUGCAACUAUGUACAUAUCAUGAUUUGAUGUAAACAAUUCAUGAUUUUACUGUUUUAAGUCAUUUUUGGUAAAAAUACAUCUUUCAUUUCUGAGUUUUUGCAGCAUGCAUUUAGGAAGCCAAGAAAAGGUCAACGUCUGCACACAGAAACCACUCUGGAGUCAUCAAUUCAUCCCGCUUGCUCUGCUUUUUUUCAUCUUUCAGUUUUAUAGGUCAAACUAUGAAUUUCUAGUCUGGCCUGUGACAUAAGUUCAGCUCAUGUGCCUUGUAAUGAACUAUUUGAGGCUGGAGGGAGCUGGAGAAACAUGCUAAAUAAAUGGUUUGCUAUAUGAAAACUAAACAGAUUUAUGAAGAUUUCCCUUUAUGAUCAAAUUCCUGCCAAAUCAUUUCUACGUGUAUUUGUAUUGUAAAAAAUAAAUAAAAGUACAGUAAAAUAAGUGUGACUGUUUGGUUUAUAAAUAUAUAUGUAUAUAUAUAUCACUUAGCUAGUUAGCUAGCUAUAUAUUAGCUCACUAAUGAAUUAGCUCCCCAAGGAAAACGAGACAGUAAAAAUAAUAUUUAAAAAAUAAGUACAAGUUUUUUAUUUUAAAUGUUUUAACUUUUUUAGGUUAUUUUGUGUUGAAGAUAAAGAUUGCACAUGUUGUGUUUUCUGACAAUGCUAACAACAACUUAGCAUAGCAAUGCUUUUAUCUGGAUUUAAACACCUUAGCAACCUUAGCUUUAUUUUACGAGAUAUAAUCUCACACUCAACUUUUCAUGUGUGAGGCGUGAUGAGUUUGGGAUUUUUGGUGUCUUAUUUUAGCGAUUUUCUUCCCUUUUUUUGUCUCUGUGCUGCCAGCCAGUCAGCACCUUGCAAUCCUAUCCAUUCAUGUAUCAGUCCAGCUGCUUCCUGUUCCAGCAUUCAUUCCUCCUUGUAUGAGGAGGUCUUCAUAUCCCUUUAAAUCCUACAGUUCUGUAUGUUUUAGUGUUUUGCAGCCAUUUGUUUUCAUCAGGCCCAUUUCUUCUAUCGGAACUUCCGGGUAAUUUUAUCAAACCUCCACAUUCGUGUCUUCCUUUUAAAUGGGCGGCCCAAAAGGAUCGAUCCCCGGGACAUUUCAGGGACCAAAUGAGAACUUGUAUUGGGGUCAAGCUGCUGGGCAGCCGCAGAACUUGUGGUUGGCUCAUGCUGAUUGGUUGUAACUUGG